AUGUUUGAUAGUGCACCUGCAUAUGUCAGAAAGUAUAAAAACAUGGGUUCAGAACCUGAUACAAACCAAAAGAGUUGGCAAAACCUAAAGAAAACCAUCAUAGAGAAGGUGAAAGCUAAAAAUGCAACUAAAGUCAAAAUCAACUGGUUAAAAUGUUUUAAACAAGAAGAAAAAGAGUCAGCACUCAAUAAAAACAAAGCCUCAAAUAUACUUGAAGAAAAUUCUCAACAAAACAAAUCAGAUGUAAAGCUUGAUAGUAUUAAUAUAAUUCAAAAUGUAGUAGCAAAACCUAUAAAGGAUAUAAGUAAAAGGCAAAACAAUAGCCAAGCUAAAAGGGGCAUAAUAUUUGAUAAUGCUGACAUACAUCUUGUGGAAUUCACAGAAAAGGGUCCUAUGACUGGUAAUAAAUAUCUAAAGAUAGAAUUAUUGAAUGAGAAUGGUUGUUGCAAUAUAAGGUUAUUUGGUAAAAGAAAAAGAAAAAAUGCUGUUAGUAAGACAAUGCAACCAAUAAGAAAGAGAAGAAAGGUUAAAGAAACCAUAUGUGAAAAUGGGCCAAGGUCAUGUGAAAACAUAAUGUAUAUACCCUUUGUUAAACUUUCUGAUAAGCUUGAUUUGCUAAAAAAAUUAUCAAACAUGAAAGUAAUACUUAUCUUUAGACAGUUAUUUAAGUGGUUUCUCAAAGCAUGCUCUAAAAUAAUAAAGGAUUUAACCUGGCAAAAAAAGGAUAAUAAUGAUCAAAAUGCUCCAAUUGACUCAGGAUCUCGUAUAAACCUAAUGUUGAAGAAUAAAUAUAAUGAUGAUGUUAAAAGCAUUGAUGAGAGUAAUUAUGAAGAUGAAGUAAAUAAUAUAAUGGCUAUAAGAAGAAUAGAGAAAAUUGAUUUAGAUGAAGGAACCAAUGACAAUUAG
Messenger RNA from Cetraspora pellucida, 906 nucleotides. The record is from the annotation of a GenBank genome assembly. Lineage: Eukaryota; Fungi; Glomeromycota; Glomeromycetes; Diversisporales; Gigasporaceae.